AUGUUUGAGGCUAGAAAGCAUUGGAUCCCAGCGUAUUUUAGAGAUGUCUUUAUGGGAGGACUACUCAGGACAACUUCUCGUUCCGAAAGUGAGAACUACACGUAUAGCCGUUUUACUGGUCCCCAAUCAAGCCUAGUUGAAUUCAUGAUGAACUUUGACACUGCUCUUAAAUCACAACGUAACACAAAUGCAAAGCUCAACAGUGACAACAAAGGGUACAAUCCAGAUAUGAAGACGCCUCUGGGGAUUGAAAAGCACGCUUCAAUCGUCUACACCAUUACUAUUUUCUAUCAAGUUCAGGAAGAAAUAUGUGCCUCCUGUUUCAAAUGUAUGGUGUUGAGUGUUAGAGAAGACGGUGGAAUGUUGCACUAUGAUAUUAUGGAUGGAAAGAACAAAAGAUUUACUGUGGUGCACAAUGUAAAUGACCAUGAGGCCAAAUGCAGUUGCAAGAUGUUUGAGAUGGUUGGACUGUUAUGUAGACACAUAUUUGUGGUCUUUAGAGACCUUGAAAGGAUCCCUCUGAAGUACGUGGUUAAUCGGUGCACUAAGGAUGCAUCUUUAAAAGCUACAUUUGAAAUAGAUGGUGUCAUUUAUGAUCAGAACGAACCAAAGGAUGAAAAGAAGAUGUUGCUGAACAAAGUGUGGUCUGAUAUACACUGCUGUAUGGAUAUGGCAGGUUCAAACAUGGAGCAAUUGACUGCAUUUUCCCAAGUUAUUAAUGAACAGAAACAACUGCUACUGUCAGGAAAGGAGAAAUUGUCCCCUCAGCAAAGCAGGAGAACUGUUAUAGAAUCAUAUUGUGGAUCAACAGAAAUUUCAGAGAUCAACAUACUUCCACCGAAACAGGCAAGGAACAAGGGCAGCGGCAAGCGCAUCAAAAGCAGUAAGGAGUUGGCAAUGGAAAAACAAGAGGGUAGGAAGUGCAAUUUUUGUGGUGUUAGAGGAGAUCACCAUGACACCAGGACUUGCCCACUUAACCCCAAAAAUAAGGACAAGCAAAAGGGUAUGAAAAAGGCAUAG
Ipomoea nil (Japanese morning glory) is the source of this 1020-nucleotide messenger RNA. RefSeq names its product protein FAR1-RELATED SEQUENCE 5-like. The record is from RefSeq and is a predicted model, not a curated record. Gene Ontology annotation, biological process: regulation of DNA-templated transcription. Lineage: Eukaryota; Viridiplantae; Streptophyta; Magnoliopsida; Solanales; Convolvulaceae. The coding region runs from base 1 to 1020 and encodes 339 amino acids. The transcript has a single exon. Gene Ontology annotation, molecular function: zinc ion binding.